Molecule: messenger RNA, 1450 nt
Organism: Vigna unguiculata (cowpea)
Lineage: Eukaryota; Viridiplantae; Streptophyta; Magnoliopsida; Fabales; Fabaceae
Product: putative clathrin assembly protein At2g25430 pseudogene
Source: RefSeq, a predicted model, not a curated record
UACUUCUCCACGUAUUAGAGUUACAAGAACAGGCUUUUGUAUUUCUCUUUUCUCUCUCUCUCUCUCAUCGUAGAUCUGAGAGUCUCACAGAUUACAGGGUUCCACGGAGUUGAUUCUAGCCCCGAUUCCCUCCACUCGGAUCCCCCUACCCGCGGAUCUUGGAGCUCAGUGUGUGAGUGAGUAAGGUUGGGGUUUGCGAUGGCUCCCACGACGAUCCGGAAGGCGAUUGGGGUCGUGAAGGACCAAACCAGCAUAAGGAUUGCGCAGGUCGCCAGCAACAUGGCGCCGGAAAUGGAGGUCGCCGUUGUCAGGGCCACCAGCCACGACGACUACCCCGCCAGCGAGAAGUACCUCAGGGAGAUCUUGGACCUCAUGUCGCACUCGCGCGGCUACGUCCUCGCAUGCGUAUCCGCGGUGUCCAAGCGUUUGGGGAAGACGCGCAACUGGAUUGUGGCGGUCAAGGCGCUCAUGCUCUUGCACCGGCUCAUUGACGAGGGUCCCCCCCUGUUCCAGGAGGAGAUCCUUUACGCCACCCGCCGAGGAACACGGCUCCUCAAUAUGUCUGAUUUUAGAGACGAGGCUCACUCCAUGUCCUGGGAUCACUCCGCUUUUGUGAGGUCCUAUGCUACGUAUCUCGACCAGAGGCUUGAGUUGAUGCUGUUUUAUAGAAAGAGCACCGACGCCGGUACCUGUGGUGGUAGUGUUGGCGGCGACGGUGCUGAUGAUAGAUUUGGCGGAGGGGACAAUUUCCGGUGGGCGCCGUAUGAGUACGGUGGUGGGGACAUGAGUGAAUCGGUGACUCCUUUGAGGGAUAUGACUCUGGAUAAGAGGGUUUUCGAUAAGAUGGAUCAUUUGCAGAGGUUGUUGGAUCGGUUUCUGGGUUGUAGGCCUACUGGGUCUGCGAAGCAUAGUAGGAUGGUUUUGGUUGCUUUGUAUCAUGUGGUUAGGGAGAGUUUUCAAUUGUAUGCUGCUAUAUGUGAGGUUUUGGGUUUGUUGUUUGACGACUUCUUCAUUGAUAUGGAGUACGUCGAUUGCGUGAAGGCUUUUGAAGCUUUUGACAGUGCGACUACGCAGUUUGAUGAGCUUGUUGGUUUUUAUAAUUGGUGUAAGGAUAUUGGUGUGGUGAGGUCCUCGGAGUACCCUGAGGUUCAGAGGAUUGCCACCAAGUUGCUUGAGACGAUGGAGAAGUUUGUGAGGGACAUGGCUAAGAGGCCGAAGAGUCCCCAGACAAAAGAGGAGGAGCCGGCACCAGAUAAGAACGAAAUCAAGGCAUUGCCUCCUCCGGAGAAUUAGUACUUCUCCAUGAAUUUCAUCAGCAGCACCAGCACCAGCACAGUAACGUAGGGUAUUUUCUGCUGUGGGAACUUCAUAAGCCUUAAUCGUAUCGUAUGAUAUAAUUUUCCAGCAUCAAUUGCAUCCGGUGUCGCUAUUUCUUCAGCGUUUUCAUCAA